AUGGCAUUUUCAGAUGCUUAUUUUCCUACAGCUCCACCUCUCAGUAAGUAUGAUGUCUUUAUCAGUUUCACUGGUAAGGACACACGUAACGGUUUCACUAGUCAUCUCUAUUCUGCUUUGUGCAGAAACCAAAUCGAAACAUUCAUAGACAACAGAAUUGAGAAAGGUGGCGAGAUCUGGGAAGAACUCGUGGAAGCCAUCAGAGACUCGAUGGUGUAUCUGGUCAUCUUCUCUGAACACUAUGCCCACUCCAAGUGGUGCUUGUGGGAGCUCGUUGAGAUCAUGGAAUGCAAGAACAAGAAGGAAGACUGCCAUGUUAUUCCUGUCUUCUACAUGAUCGAACCAAGCCAUGUUCGGAAGCAGACCGGAAGCUACUAUGGUGUGUUUGAGGAUUACGAGAGAAAUUUGGACCCUGGCCUUGUGCGCCAGUGGAGGAAGGUACUCUUUGAUGCAGCCAAUAUUGCAGGCUUCGAAUAUCAUGGUCACCAUAGCAGGACUGAAUCUAACCUCAUCGAAGGCAUAAUUCAAAUGAUUCUUCGGAAAUUAAAUCGCAAAUAUAGAAGUGAAGUCAGAAGUCCUUUUAUAUAUGACCAAAACUACGCAUGCAUUGAAUCUGUAUUGACCCAUUCAAAGGAAGUUCGAACCAUUGGGAUAUGGGGCAUGGGGGGUAUAGGAAAAACAACAAUUGCCACGGCUAUCUUUCAAGAGUUCUCUCCCUUAUAUGAAGGUAGUUGCUUCUUGGCAAAUGUAAGAGAAGAAUCAGAAAGGCAUGGCCUCAGUUACAUAUUCACUAGACUUCUUUGCGAGUUGCUACAAGAAGAGGUUUAUAUUAGCACUCCCAAGAUAGUGUCCUCUGCUAUUGUGCGCAGAUUGAGGCGUAAGAAGGUUUUCAUUGUGCUUGAUGAUGUAAAUACUUCUGAGCUUCUGGAAAAUUUGCUUGGAGUUGGACAUGAUUAUCUUGGAGCUGGUAGCAAAGUUAUUGUUACAACCCGAGAUAAGCAUGUUCUUCUGAGUAGAUCAAUUGAUCACAUUCAUGAAGUCAUGCAAAUGAAUGAUGAGAACUCUCUCAAACUAUUUAGCUUGAAUGCCUUCAAUAGAAUCCAUCCUCCCGAUGAAAAUGGAUAUUUGGAGCUAUCAAAAAGGACACUUGCCUAUGCCAAAGGUAUUCCAUUAGCUUUGAAAGUUUUGGGAUCAUUUCUUCAUUCAAAAAGUGAAAAGGAAUGGGACAAUGCACUGGAAAAGCUAAAGGAGAUUCCAAAUGCUGAUAUUCAAAAGGUGUUGAGGUUGAGCUUCAAUGAUUUAGAUCAUUCGGAGAAAGAUAUAUUUCUGGAUAUUGCAUGUUUUUUCAAAGGGCAAGAGAAAGAGAAAGUAACAACCAUAUUGAAUAAGUGUGGUUUCUACGCAGAUAUUGGAAUAAGAAAUCUCUUAGACAAGGCUCUUAUAUCAAUAGCUAUGAACCAAAGCAUACAAAUGCAUGACUUGAUACAAGAAAUGGGUCACAAAAUUGUUUGGGAAGAAUCUGUUGAGAAUCCAGGAGGACGCAGUAGAGUGUGGAAUGCUGAUGAAGUUUGUGACAUACUGAAAAAUGAUAAAGGAACUGAUGCAAUUGAAAGCAUAUUCUUGGAUUUGACUCAAAUCAAAGAUCUAGAAAUAAGCACCCAUGCCUUUAGAAAAAUGCUUAACUUAAGGCUACUUGCUUUUGCAAGUGGUAAUAUUAGUUUUGGUGGGAAGAGAAUUACUAACACUUCAAGUAUUCCAACAAAUAUGGUAUUGCCUGAUAACUUGAGAUAUAUUCAGUGGGAUGGAUGUCCACUGAAGUCUCUAUCAUCUAGCUGCUGGCCUACCAAGCUUGUUGAGCUUUCUAUGACUUACAGUGAUGUUGAGAAACUUUGGGAUGGUGCACAGAUUCCGCCAUUUAGGAAUAUGCAUGUUCUGGUGAAAGUGGACAUUUCUGACAGAGUGAGCAAGUUAGAAUCUACCAAGUCUAGUGAUAGCUUGCGUCAUAUUCACCCUUCUAUUUUCUGUCUCCAAAAGCUUGAUGGUUUAUAUGUGUAUCAUUGCAAAGGCCUAAAGAGUAUAUGCAGCAAUAAGUGUUCACCCUCUCUUCGAUCACUGGUGGCGUAUGGUUGCCCCAAUCUCCAAGAGUUCUCAGUCCCAAUGUCGAGAGAUCGUUCUGGAAUUAAUUUGCAUCUAAGACUAACUGCUGUGGAACGAUUACCACCAUCAGUUUUUCAUCUUAGAAAUCUUCAACACUUCUCAUUUGCAAUCAGUGAUGGUCUUAUGGAUCUUCCUUCAAAUUUUGCCUACCAAAUCAUGCUUUCUGACCCUACCAAGCAUGAAUAUAACACUGCAAUCACCUUACAUAAAGUACUACCUAGCCCAAUCUUUCAAUCUGUAAGGCGUCUGAUUUUUGAUAAUUGUUGUAGCUUAACUGAAAUCCCAGAAAAUAUCUCUCUGUUAUCAUCAUUGGUCCACUUAAACCUAUAUCAUUGCACCAAUGUCAUAAACUUACCCGAAAGCAUUAAGUAUCUUCCACGACUCCAGGUUCUUAGUGUAUAUCAAUGCGAAAUGCUUCAACUUAUACCAAUUCUUCCACCUUCUCUUAAACGCCUUAGGGUGUGGGACUGCCAAGCUCUAAAGACAGUAUUGAUCAGUGAAUCACAGAGGAAAGAUGAGGGUACUUUUAUAUUCCUUAACUGCAUAAAUUUGGAUGAAGAUUCAUACAGUGCCAUUUUAAGAGAUGCUAUUGUCAGGCCAGAGGUUGGGACACAAUCACCAUUAGCAUCAAAACUCGAAAAGCAAGAAGAUGCUUGCAUCAUUCUCGAUCGUGAUUGUUAUGUAAAUGUUGGCGAGACUUGUUGUUUCUUACCAGUUAGACACAAUAAACUUCUUGAUGAAUUGUUCCAUGAACACUCCACAGAAGCUUCUAUAAGUGUUGAACUGACUUCAAGUUCCAAAUUGUCUGGCUUCCUUUUGUACUUGGUUCUCUCUCAAGCACAGUUGUGUGACAUUGAAGGACAGAUAUUGUACAACGUUGAUGACUUCUUAAGUUUUGGAUGCGAGUGCUACUUGGAAACAAGUUGUGGCGAAAAACUCCAUACAAGAAGCUCGUCUGUGAUACAAUGGCACUGGGAUCAGCUAUAUCACAGGGUGAAUAUCAAGUCGGAUCAUGUAUUAUUAUGGUAUGAUGAAAAAUGUUGCGAGAAGAUAAUCGAAACAAUCAAUGGCAAGAGAUCCUCUUACAGCGCGAAACUUGCAUUUAAAUUCUUUGCUGGAAUUGCUAAUAAAAUGGAAACAGUGAUAAAAGGGUGUGGCAUCCGCUGGAUAUAUCAAAAUGUGGAGGAAGAAUCAAGAGAGCGUAAAUCCAAAAGAAACAGGGAAGUUUAUGAGUCAGUAGACAUUGCAUUCCAGAUUGGACAAGGUUCUGAAUCUCACCAGCAAGAACCAAUUCCUCCAACCAAAAAGUUUAAGCAAAGUUUUCUGCUGACGUCAGCCUCAUCAAUUGUUGAAGCAGAAGCGGCUGAGGACCUGAGGAAAAAAUCUGGCUUACCUGAAAGCAUUAAGUUUCUUCCACAACUCAAAGUUCUUAAAGUUUGUCACUGUGAAAUGCUGCAAUUUAUACCAGUGUUUCCACCUUCUGUUGAAUGCUUAAGUACCCAAGUGCCUUCAAGUUCUAACUUGUGUGGGUUCAUGUUCUACCUGGUUCUUUCUGAAGCACAAUCAUGCAUCAUUGAUGAACUUGUUAUUAACUUUGUGUGUGAAUGUUACUUGGAAACAAGUUGGGGAGAAAGUAUCCAUGUAGCAAGUUCCGUUGUCGUCGAAUGGGGCUGCGACAUGACCAUUGGAUACCAGCUGAAUGUUAUGCAGGAUCAUGUGUUGUUAUGGUAUGAUGAAGAAUGUUCAAAGCAGAUAAUGGAAACAGUUAAAGGAAGAGAAGCUAAUACUGAAAAGAAGUCCCAUUUUAAUGCAAAGAUGACAGUUAAGUUCGUUGCUCGGCUACCAAACAAAGAGGAAGCAAUGGUAAAAGAGUGUGGCAUUCGAUGGAUAUAUUCAAAUUUGGAGGAAGGAUCAUCAAGAGAGCAGAGAUCCAAGAGAAUCAUUGGAAGUUAA
This is a messenger RNA of Arachis duranensis, 4110 nucleotides long. Its product is annotated as TMV resistance protein N-like. The record is from RefSeq and is a predicted model, not a curated record. Gene Ontology annotation, molecular function: ADP binding. NCBI's taxonomy places the organism in Eukaryota, Viridiplantae, Streptophyta, Magnoliopsida, Fabales, Fabaceae. Gene Ontology annotation, biological process: signal transduction; defense response. The coding region runs from base 1 to 4110 and encodes 1369 amino acids. The transcript is spliced from 8 exons.